Scylla paramamosain (green mud crab) is the source of this 8678-nucleotide messenger RNA. RefSeq names its product protein kinase C, brain isozyme-like. Gene Ontology annotation, molecular function: zinc ion binding; diacylglycerol-dependent serine/threonine kinase activity; ATP binding. Bases 77 to 2101 code for a protein of 674 amino acids. The transcript has 14 exons. The record is from RefSeq and is a predicted model, not a curated record. Lineage: Eukaryota; Metazoa; Arthropoda; Malacostraca; Decapoda; Portunidae. Gene Ontology annotation, cellular component: nucleus; cytoplasm. Gene Ontology annotation, biological process: intracellular signal transduction; peptidyl-serine phosphorylation.
AGCUCAGUGCUCUGCAGGUAGUGGAGGAGAGAGGUACUGUUCAUCUCGGUCGUGCGGGCGGGACUUGAACGCAAAAAUGACGGAUGAACAGCAGCAAAACCAGGAAGAUGACAACAACCCAGGGGCGGGGGACAUGAAGACAGCCUUCGCCACGGGCCAGCGAGGAAGAAAGGGCGCCCUGAAGAAGAAAAAUGUCUUUAUUAUCAACGACCAUAAAUUUAUUCCUCGUUUCUUCAAACAACCGACUUUCUGUAGCCAUUGCAAGGACUUCAUCUGGGGAUUUGGAAAGCAGGGUUACCAGUGCCAAAUUUGCAGCUUCGUGGUACACAAACGAUGUCACGAGUUUGUCACGUUUAAAUGCCCAGGAAAGGAUAAGGGAGCUGAUUCAGACGACACCCGUACAAGACACAAGUUCAGAAUUCAGACAUAUGGAUCACCUACUUUCUGUGACCACUGUGGCUCUCUGUUGUAUGGAAUAAUUCACCAGGGGAUGCGUUGUGAGGCUUGCAACAUGAACGUCCACAAAAGAUGUACUGAAAGUGUGCCAAACCUGUGCGGGUGUGACCAUACGGAGAGGCGUGGGCGUCUGGACCUCAAGAUUAACUGCGUGGGCAACAGGAUGACCGUUGAAAUCCUCAGCGCCAAAAACUUGAUUCCUAUGGAUCCUAACGGGUUAUCAGAUCCUUACAUCAAGAUCAAGCUCAUCCCUGGCACAGAUAACAUGAAGAUGAAGACGAAGACUAUAAAGGCAACACUGAACCCCGUCUGGAACGAAACUCUCACUUGUGAGCUGAAGCCUGAGGACAAGGACCGUAGGCUGCUGGUGGAGUGCUGGGAUUGGGACAGAACCUCACGCAAUGACUUCAUGGGCUCGAUGUCCUUUGGUAUCAGCGAGAUCAUCAAGUCCCCGGUGCAAGGAUGGUACAAAUUCCUGACGGAGGAGGAGGGCGAGUACUACAACGUGCCCUGCCCACCUGAAGGAACUGACAUAUCUGUGCUCAAGGAAAAGUUCAGGACUCCAACAGCAACAGACAACCACAUUCCCCAUAAUAUGAACAAGAGGGACAUCAUCAGGGCCACGGAUUUCAACUAUCUGAUGGUGCUGGGCAAGGGAUCGUUCGGGAAGGUGCUGCUGGCUGAGAGAAAGGGCACGGAUGAGCUGUACGCCAUCAAGAUCCUGAAGAAGGACAUCAUUAUCCAGGACGAUGAUGUGGAGUGCACCAUGAUAGAGAAGAGGGUGCUUGCUCUCGCCAACAAGCCUCCAUUCCUUGUCCAGCUCCAUUCCUGCUUCCAGACCAUGGACCGGCUGUACUUUGUGAUGGAAUAUGUGAAUGGAGGUGACCUGAUGUUCCAGAUUCAGCAGUGUGGCAAAUUCAAGGAGCCAGUCGCUGUGUUUUAUGCUGCAGAGAUUGCUAUUGGUCUAUUCUUCCUCCACUCUCGUUCCAUCGUGUACCGUGACUUGAAGCUGGACAACGUGCUGCUUGAUCAGGACGGCCACAUCAAGAUUGCUGACUUUGGUAUGUGCAAGGAAGGCAUCUCUGGCGACAAGACCACCAAGACCUUCUGUGGUACUCCUGACUACAUUGCCCCGGAGAUUAUCCUUUACCAACCCUACGGCAAGAGUGUGGACUGGUGGGCCUAUGGAGUCCUGCUUUACGAAAUGUUGGUUGGCCAGCCACCCUUUGACGGCGAAGAUGAAGAGGAACUUUUCGCUGCCAUCACCGACCACAAUGUGUCCUACCCCAAGUCCCUCUCUAAGGAAUCCAAGGAGUGCUGCAAGGGGUUCCUGACCAAGCAGCCCCAGAAGCGCCUUGGCUGCGGCCCUAAGGGGGAGGAGGAUGUGAGGACCCACCCCUUCUUCAGGAGGAUUGACUGGGAGAAGCUUGAGAACCGGGAGGUGCAGCCACCCUUCAAGCCCAAGAUUAGCAACCCUCGCCUGGGAGAAAACUUUGACCCAGUGUUCCGAAACGCCCGCCUGGAGUUCUCACCGGCUGACAAGAAGAUCAUGGAGCAUCUGGACCCCGACGCAUUCCACGCCUUCACCUACACCAACCCCUUCUACCGCCCCAUCAACGUGGAGCAGCUCUUCAAUGAGGACUAAAGAGGCUCACCGGGGUCGCUCGCCUACUCUCUCCACUUCCCUCUUGUCUUGGUACCCUUGGCGCCUCGAGCUGAGGGUUAACAGGGCUGCCAUGUGUCCUGACUGACUCAUUCUUCCCCUACCCCCGUCAUCCCAAGACUGGAUUCCCCGCCUGACCCCAUGAAGUUGGCACCUGAAAAGACUCCUUCACUCCACCUGCCGGCAAUCAGUGGAAGAUAUCAUGUUACGCUUCCCUUCCCUCCCUUCCCCUCCCUUACUGUGGACUUAUCGUUUGUUCUCGUGGACGUUAUCACCGGAGGAGGGUUUUUUUCACUGCCAGGCGACAUUUACUCACUCAGGUUUGGCAGGGAACCCAGAUGAAUAACCAAGUAAUUAAUGGUAGUAUUAGACCUUCACUGAGUUACUGGGCAGGUUAAGAUUCUCACUUCUCUGGGCUGGCUGUAAGCUGACGCCCAUAGUGUUGUAAGGCUGGUGAUGGUCUGGUAUAGACUUGAUAGGUGUUUAGCAUCACAUCAUUGAAUAGGAUCAUUUGCAUAGCCUCUUCUGCUUGUGUCACUCAACACCACCCUAAGGGGACAGAGGCAUGGAGCAUAUAGGGACAGGCUCCUUCUGUUGUGGUAUCCGUGAAUCGCCAAGUGAGUCGUGUCUGGUUCUUUCCCUAAUCUGUGUUCUGUUCGUUUAUUAAUGGACCAGAUCUCGUGGAUGUCAACUGCUGGCCACUCAUAAGGAAAACUGUCACUAACCUAACCUAAUAUAACUUUUCUUGACUUUUUCCCACUCUCCAUGCUGUGAAUCCCUCAAAAAUUCUAACUCCUCAUCCUUCUGCUUUCUAUUCUUUACUCUAUUUCUCAUCCUGUUUCACUUCUCAAUUCCUUAUCCUUAUUUUUAUCCUCUGCUUUCUCUUUUUCCUUUAUGGUGAUUCAAGUUCUUAUUUCUUCAUUGUUCUUAUCUUUUGUUUCUUUACUCGGUCUUUCUCCUUCUUGUGGUGAAUUUCUUAAGCUUUAAACUCUUUGUUCUUUUAUUCCUCUAUUUGUCUUUAUCUUUGGAGCUUUUAACUCCACAUCCUUCUCUUUUCUCCUGUUUUUUCUCUCUUUUCCUUGUAGUAAAUUUAUCAAAGUUUAAAGUCUCAUUCCUCUCUUUUAUCCUCUUAUAUAUUUUUUUUUUAAGUCUUCAUUCUUCUCUUUAGCCUCUCUUCUCUUCCCACUGGUCUGUUCUCCCUAGUGGUGAAUUUUCCAGGCUCCCUCAGUGCAGACUGGUGUGUCUUGUAGCAUCCAAAACUCAUUGGUAAAAUUGGCCAUUGCUGCAGGUGUGGCCAUCCCUCUUGUGGCCCUGCGCGCGUCACUCCUCCCAUUCAGCCAGGCUUGGUUCGCUUGGUCCACUCAACAUGGCCCGGUUCUUGUGGUCCAUAAAAUGAGGCCUGGCUGCCGUGUCCCAUUGUGGUUCAUUCUGUUGAGAUAUAGACGGAUUUUAGCCUCCUAGAAUUUUUUUUUUUUUUUUCUUUUUUUUUUUUUUUUUCUUGGGAGGGUAGGUCAUGAAGUGGUAUGGUGUCCCUGUCUCCUGUUUAAGUGUUCGUCUCCGCGAUUACUAGAACCUUUAGUGAUUCGUGUGGUAUUUACAGUGUGUCUUCGUUUGCCUGUCAAGUAUUACCACUGCAUUCGUGUCGGGAAAUAGUUACGCGUCUGUCUGUGUGAGUGUACAUGUGUGUGUGUGUGUGUGUUUCUGUGUGAAUGGUUCUUGGGGUGUUGGUCUCUGGCCGCACAAAAUCGUGACACCCCAAGGGGACCAACUGCCUCCAGGAUUGUCGUUUCUGACUCAUCGUAAGUUUGUCACUCAUCAGAGCCGCUCAUUCCAAAGCCUUGUCUUCGCCUAUAUGAUAAAAAAAAAAGUUAUGAAAUUCUAAUCCACAUGGCAGUCUUGAUGCAGAUUGUUUCUCCGCUCCUGUUCAUACUCAUGUUCGUCGCUUAGUGCAUAGCGAGCCGUGACAUGCCGCGAUGUGAUGGUGGAUUCCUACUUAGUGUCAAAUAUACGUAGCUUCCGACCCACCGUGCACACCUCACUAGAACACAAUGUAGAUCCAUGUAUGCUUAGGUGUUGAUCUGAGUGUCUUGCUUGUCGAGGAGGACUGAGGUGCUUGACUCUUGACCCGUGUCACGUCAGCGAGUUGGUGAGGUGAUGGCGACACGUAGUGAAGCACAGCGCCAUGUAGGAGGGAAGGUUUAGACAUUAUGAUCUGAGUAGUGGUGUUGGUCCCCUCAAAGGCACAAAAGAGUCCUCCGUUCCUCAGCUUGACCACUCAGCCUAGUAUUAAACCCCUUAAGUGAAGGCUACUAUUUUGACAAGUGCCAAACUUACACAAAUGUUGCUCUUGCCAGCCGGCAUACAUAGUCGUUCCCUCGUCAAAGCCCUGUAAGUGUAGGAUGUAACUCAGUAACAUGAUUAGCAUAUAAGUUCUGAUUCCUUUCCGUUAUUUCCAAAAUAACGUGGUGGUUGAAUUCUUGUUUCGUGUGUAGCAGAACACCCCUCCGUAAUGAUGACAGAAUGCGUCGUCGUGCAAAUCUUGACAUGCAGCCGUCGACCGCAGCGUUCUGGCGUGUUCAGUGUGUCCCCGUUGAUCUGCCAAGUCUUACUACGUACCAUUACCCAGCUUGCCAGCGAUAGGACAAGUAGACCGGCACGCCGCGUCACACACACACCACAUCCCAGAAACAAGACCGAAGUACUGCUCUGCUCAUCCUGACAACAUGACGGGCGGCCGGCGGGCGCGUCCUGGCUUCCCUCACUCGCCGCCCGCUGCCGCCCAGUUUGUGUUGUGCUAGCCGGGUGCAGGCCAGUGUUUGAGACCGUUAGAGGGGGUGUGGAGGGUGUGGUGUGCGUGUGGUUACAACAUUGAAGAGAAUUCCAUGGGCCAACUCCAUUUGACGUAUCUUUGAAUUCCAUGUUUGUGGAGAUUUGUCACUGUUUCCCAAGCAAUGUGUGUCUUCUCUCAUGUUCCCAGAUUUAGAUAAAAGAAAAAGUAUAUAAAAAAAACGCACAUUUUAUUUGCUCUCGAUGUACUUUUAGCGCCAGGAAUUCAACCAUCAGUGCAUCAUCAACAUUCUUUAAGAACAAUGCACGUUUUCUGUUACUGCUAAGUUUUCACGAUGCUGUGCUCUACGAGGUGGUGGCAUAGCACUGUCUGAGGUGCGGGUGUGCUGGGGUGUGGUUGGUGUGCCUGUCUGUGGCUAAGGAAGACAAGAAGUGACCCGCGAACACCUCCAGGCACACGCACUCAUACCUUACCGUGGUGAGUCAAGCUAAGAACAUUCCAUUGUAGUCUAGGAGGAAGGCACACACUGACAUCUUAAAUAGUUCCCGUAUAGCCACCGCAGUGCGUCACCCUUAUGGUGCUCCAUUGACUGGCCGACAGAUGUUUGGCCGUCUGUACUAACCCGGUGCAUUCUAGCAUAGGGUGUGACAAUGGCUGAUGUCGCGCCUUGUCGCCGUCACCUCAGACUAGCAUCUUCCGUAGCAAAUUCUUCUCGUAAAUCAUAGUAUAAAUUAAAUUCUCCACUCAAGUACCAGCGAUACUCAGAUAUUGUAGUUCCCCUGGUGUUUUUUUGUGAGCGUUUUCUUUGGAGAGUCCCACUAGCGGUCCUUGUUUAGCCGUGUGUUGGGCAUUGCAGGGCAUGAGGGAAUCCAUAAGUGUCCACCAAACCCUGGCAUAUUCUGAUAACACUCUUCCAUUACCGCUGUCCAUGCGACUGAUGAGCCCAGGUAUAUAAGUCUUAAAUCAGAAUAUUCUAGGGCUUAGAAAGGGUUAACAGCUCGCUCAGGCCCCCCAAUACCCUCCCUCACUCGUCUCCCUCCCCUGCCAGUUCAAUAGCUUGGUGUGUCUGGGUAAGCGCCACGCAGCCGUCGUCACAUCGUCACAUCAGCACCAUCACAGCAAAGACUCGGAGCAUUGCGCUGUUUGGCGUCUGAAAAGCACUGAUUUGUGGCAUGUUUCAGUCCCUACAUAAAGAGCAUGUGUGUUCUCGUACGCCAAAAAUGUGUGAUAAAGGAAUAUUGUAGCACCGUUCUCCCAUUAGAUGACUUAUUGCAGUUCUUGCGUUGCUCGGCACAGAUACGUAAGGUUAAGCAAGGUUUCCAGUCUACUACAGGUUUAGUCGUUGGUUUAGUAGUUAAGUAAGUGCUGAGAGUAUUCUUGUUGUCCCUUAAGAUUUGUGACAGCCGUACUAAGUGACAUUUUAGUAUUAUUAGUCUCAGAUGAUAUACGAUUUAGAGCAAGUUAGCUUUUUAUUAACAAGUUGCAGUACAUAUAUACCGUUGUUGUAUUUUAAAUUAUACCAUAUUAUAGUUAUGCUUGACGCUCAUAAAGAGGAAUACUAGUGUAAACUUUUAAGGAAUUUGAUCACUGUGUUGUAUAUUAUUAAUGCACAUUUAAGCAACUUUGGCCUCUGUGAUGCUUUUAUGAGUAAACCCUUUGUCUUCCACUCUCCUCCCUCGAACUCUCGCGGCGGCGGCGGUGGCGGCGGUGCUAACUGCCCGCUGCCUCCCGUGCGCCGGAGUUUGAAUGUGACUGUCGCUCGCAUGCUCUCAAUUGCGUUCACCACUCGGAGAUAAUUGCAACCUUUCCCCCCCAGUAUGCUUUGCCCUCAUAACAAUAGGCUUGUAUAGUAAUGUACAAUAACUCACAGUGGUUUGUUGUGACCCUUUAGUCAUAUAAAUAAAUGAGCACAUGAUAUUCUUUGCGUUUCCCUGGAAAAAUUUCAAACACGCAGUCUAUCUACCGUUGGACAACAAAAGAAAAUGUGGUGCGUAGCCAAAUGUUUCAGACGUAGACUAAAGCAAACUGAAGGAAAAGGUUCGAUGCACUUUCAUUACAUUCCAUUUCUACAAUCAGACCAUGACGAUAAAUAUUUCUGAGCCUAGAAGGUUGGAAGACUGCUGUAUGCUUCUGAAUACCCAAGGUCACCCCACACUGGGAUGGUCUCAGCUUAACCUAACCCAACACCGCACCGUUUAAUCUCGUACUAGGCUUAGCUUGUAUGCAUCAAAUACGUUACUCAGUCACUACCACAAAGUUAAAAAAAAAAAAUGUGUGUAGAUUACGUGGUGGUACGUGACUAAAUAUAUCCAUCUCUCCACCCCUGUCAUCGUGUUUGGUGGCAUUUUUACAUUCAGUACUUGGUGUCUGUUUGGUAUAUCGAUGUUUAGCUGAUGUGAGAAUGGUCAGUCCCGUGGCACUCAGAACCUUAAAUGUACUAUAUUAGUAAUGCAUUUAGCCUCAAUAAGUAUGUAAAGUAAAGUUUAGGUCAAGCCUUGAAGGACAUAAGUUGUAGUGAAGGUUGUAUGAGGAAUGCACAAAACAGACAUUUUUAAUCUUAGUAAUUCAAGAAAUGGCACAAAGGAAAGCAUAAUUUUGGUUCAGCUAACCAACAUAGAAAAUUUUCUUUGUUUAUACAACGUUUUAAAAAACACAUGACUCGUGAAAUUUAUUCGUACUACCGUGAAUUGUAGAGAGAUUCUUUAUGAUUUUUUAUCUUAAGUCGCCUAAAUCUUGAUAUGUGUAUAAACCCCCUCAUUGAAGAACAGAGGCAAGGAACGUGUAGGCAGAUGCACCGCCUUGGUCCACACGGCACAGGCUCAGGCAAACAUCCACCUUUACUAGUGAGAGACACUUGCUGUCAGUCAGAAUACGGAAACCUAAAUUACUGUCACACAACUUCAGUCACUGUAGAGGCAACAAACUUGGUAGAAUCACAGCCAAAUUACGUACACUCAUCCCGGACGUAGCCAAACUUGACCAAAAUGAAACCACGAAGCAUUACUUGGUGUUGCCGAGACUGUGCCGAGUUGUGUGUGGCAAAGGUUGCACCACAGCAGCAGGGUCGUGGUGGUGCUGUGUGUGGUUGUGCCGUGCUCCACAGCACCAAGGGCUGUGGGGAGGCGGUGCAGGGUGAGGUGCAGGAGGAGGGUAGGCACUAAGGACAUUCCUAACAGAGGGGGUGACUGUGAGUGACCCCCUGAUUACAUUUGUAGCUAAAGAAGGAAGAAUCAUUAGGAAGCUCCUGUCAAUCAUUCUAGUUAAAUGUUGUUGACCCAAUACUGCAGAUUCUACUAUGGGAAUAUUGUAAUGUUUUGGUAUCAGUGUUUAUUUUUAUAAAGCUUAUCCGGUUUAAGAGAAGUAAGUGCGUUAUGCAGUCAGUAGCGAGUGCAUGGCCAAGGUAGCAUACUUAUGGGUGUGUUAGUGAAGAAAUUUUACAUUCUAAAGUGACUUAGCAUCAUAUUCCACUUUGAACUGUUAGUCUAGUUUGUAUACCGUAUAACACACGGACCCCAACACUCCCACCCACUGCUAAGUCACAGAGAGGUCCUCAGGGAAGCAACUCAUAAGAGGGACCGAGGGCCCUCGAGGCAGGCUGCUGGUGCCCGCUGUGUUUGGCCCUCUUUCAAUCUGGCAGGUCAGAUUCAUAAUAUCCACGGACUGUCUUUUUGGCUUAGCCUAAUGUUAUGACCACCAAUUUAUCCAUUAAUGCCCCCCAGUUGUCAAACUUUAAAAUUAUAAAUUAUAUAAGUUAAUAAAACAAAAAUAUUU